GGCGGGUACGCAGGCGGUGGAGAGUUUGAAAUUGAAAGGCAGCGCGUCCGAGGAGCGGCAGACGGAGGAGCGGCGGGUCGGUUCCUGCCGGACGGGUCCAAUCAGGUGGAAUCUGCGGCGUUCCUGGCCGCUCAGCGUCUUAAAACAUAAUGGGUGAAGACGAACUAGCCCUCUUAAAUAAAAGCAUAAAUGAAUUUGAGAAUAAGUUCAGAAACAGACAAGAUGAUAAUCGUAGUCUAGUGCUGGGACUUAGAGACACCUUCAAGGACUCCAUGAAAGCACUUUCAGAAAAGCUGUCUUUGAAAUUAAAGGAAGAAGAAAGGAUGGCUGAGAUGAUUCUGGAAUAUAAAAAUCAGCUCUGUAAGCAGAAUAAGCUCAUUCAAGAAAAGAAAGAUAAUGUGUUAAAGAUAAUGGCUGAAGUAAAAGGCAAAGAGCAAGAGUCGGAAGAGCUGAUCGCUAAUAUCCAGGAUCUCAAGGAAGAGUGUGCUAGGAAGAAGGAAACCAUUUCCACUGCUAACAAAGCUAAUGAAGAGAGAUUGAAACGACUGCAGAAAUCAGCGAAUUUGUAUAGAGAUUGCCUUGGACUAGAAAUUAGAAAGAUUCAUGGUAAUAAAUUGCAGUUUAUAUUUACCAGUAUUGACCCUAAGAAUCCUGAGAGCCCAUACAUGUUUUCCAUGAGCAUCAAUGAAGCUAAGGAGUAUGAAGUGUUCGACUGUUCACCUCAUCUUGAGUGCCUAGCAGAAUUUCAGGAGAAAGUCAGGAAGACCAACAAUUUUUCAGCCUUUCUUGCCAAUGUUCGGAAAGCUUUUAUAGCUAAGGUUCAUAAUUGAUAGAGGUUUGUUCUUUGUUAUUGUAUAUAUCCUAGAGGAAUUCUCAUCUCUUGUCCUUGUCAUUUUUCUCUAUUUCUGUGUGGUAUUAAAGAAACUAGAAUACAUCAUCCCAAACCAUGCCUCUUUGAGGUAACAUUUGUGAGCUGGAAACAGUUAAGCAGCAGCAGAGUUAGAAAACCUUUGCCCUCCCCAAGUCCCUCUGCCUAAACAUGGGGCCUACAUGAUAGAGGUAACUAGCUCUGUACCCACAAAGAAAGAAAGAAGUUAGUCGCUUACCACUGCAGACGUGGCACCAGAGGAAUUGACAAGUCUUGCUUUAUUAAUUUAUUCCUGUAAAUAUAUUCUUCAUAAUUCCCCAUCUGUGGACAUCAAAAGGCAAAUCUGCUGUCUUAUCAUGUUGUAAAAUUCUACUGUUCUCUGUUGAAGAUGCUGUGUAAACCUGACUAGGCCACUGUUUGGAGUUCUCUUCUGUUGGGGUUCUCCUGUAUAGUGUGGUCUGCAUGUGUUAAUAAACUUGCUUGGUGUCUCCCA
This is a messenger RNA of Mus pahari (shrew mouse), 1361 nucleotides long. RefSeq names its product SPC25 component of NDC80 kinetochore complex (gene Spc25). Gene Ontology annotation, cellular component: Ndc80 complex. The transcript is spliced from 7 exons. Lineage: Eukaryota; Metazoa; Chordata; Mammalia; Rodentia; Muridae. Gene Ontology annotation, biological process: chromosome segregation. The record is from RefSeq and is a predicted model, not a curated record. The coding region runs from base 150 to 830 and encodes 226 amino acids.